Messenger RNA from Macrobrachium nipponense, 459 nucleotides. Its product is annotated as general transcription factor 3C polypeptide 6-like. Bases 1 to 459 code for a protein of 152 amino acids. Gene Ontology annotation, biological process: transcription by RNA polymerase III. The transcript has a single exon. Gene Ontology annotation, cellular component: transcription factor TFIIIC complex. Lineage: Eukaryota; Metazoa; Arthropoda; Malacostraca; Decapoda; Palaemonidae. The record is from RefSeq and is a predicted model, not a curated record.
AUGGCAGAUUCAGAUAGUGAAUAUGAGGAGGAAGAAACCCUCAUUGCUGUAGAGUUGCAUGGUGUCAUAGACUCAGAAAUUUUCGCACAAGAUUCUUUCAACAAGUUUAAAAUUCUAGCUAUAGACUCUGAAAACCCUAUUUUACAAGUUGAGAACUUUGUUUUCACUGGAGGGUAUGAACAUGCAAUGGGGACAAAUGUCUUCUUUGAAGAAGAUGAUAAGAAGGUAAAGAAGUGUGACCCAGUGUUUUGCAAGAAACCAGCACGCAUGUUGAAAUAUGUAUGUAAAACUAGCAAGAAACUAAAUAUGAAGCGUGUGUUUGUUUCUGAAAAGGCCUCCGGAGAAGACAGCAACAUGCCUAGCACCAGUGAAAGUGAAACAUCAGCAGUUCCUGGUAGUAGUACUUCCAGCGUUUCAGAAAUUGAAAACAAUCCUCAAUCAGAGCAUAAUACUCAAUAA